Messenger RNA from Ascochyta rabiei, 1626 nucleotides. RefSeq lists its product as uncharacterized. The coding region runs from base 1 to 1626 and encodes 541 amino acids. NCBI's taxonomy places the organism in Eukaryota, Fungi, Ascomycota, Dothideomycetes, Pleosporales, Didymellaceae. Gene Ontology annotation, molecular function: protein serine/threonine kinase activity; ATP binding. Gene Ontology annotation, biological process: intracellular signal transduction; peptidyl-serine phosphorylation. The transcript has a single exon. The record is from RefSeq and is a predicted model, not a curated record.
AUGAUGUCCAUGGUUACCACGCGGAAGAGAAAGGAUGUCGACGUUGCGAAGUCGAGUUCCGACGAGAAAAGCAAAGUCCGCCUUGUCGAACACUCCUACGACGGUUUGCUCGAUGGCACGGGUAAGCCGCAGCGGGGUGUGCGUACUCUGAACAACAUCCGCCGAGGGGGCGUGAAGAUCAUGUCCAUGUUCCGCAGUACAAAAGGUGCCUACCCCCAAGACCAAGCUUGCACGUCGUCUCACUGGUCACUAGGUUCUGUGCUCGAUGCCAACGCCGCGGUCGUGGCCUGCAAGACCUCCUCGGACACAACAGACGAUACGCAACGUCCAGAUGCUCCUCGAUCCCAAGACCUACACACCGUUCGAAGUCCUAGCAUGCAUAGCAUCCUCAAUACUGCCCCUAAGCUUACCUUGCGUCUCUCUGAAUCCUCACUUACUCAGCUCACCAACCCGGCCGUCUUCGAUGGCGAAUCUGAGCCUACCACAGGUUCAAGAUCGUUCGAGCAUGCAGUAAUUCACACGAGCCGUUCUACGCCCGGCCUCUCCAAACAGCUGGCGCUAAAGCUCUCAAAUGCACUCGCGCCCAACUCCACGGUCAUCUAUCGACCCAAGCCCAGUUCCAGACCCACCAUCCUGACAAAGGAACAUCGAGCUGACCUUCCAAACAUCAAAACACCGCCACCAGAUCGCAUGGAUGACGUAUCCCCACUUCCAUCACAGUUCUCGAGUGGCCCCGAGAGCAGUAAUGGACCGUUGAGCCAGUCUACCGCACCUACUUCCAUUGUAUCUUCUGGAGGUCCUGUGUCGGCGGAAAUUACGCACCGAGCAGGGAAUGAGUCCACGCACGCACCUCUUCUGAGUUCGCACGUGGAACAGCAAGUCACAGAUCACUGCGCAUUACAUUGGCUGGAAUUUCCUCGUCAGGAUGCUCCACGUCUGAUCAAGCCAUCUGUCGCUACGGUCGAAAAGGCUGCUGCAGCCAAAAUCUACUUCGAGGCCCACUUCAACCAGCUACUGGCAACACAAGUCUCACCUCGAUCUAUGCGCCGCCGCCAACUCGAACGUAAGAUUUUUGCUAUGGCAUUGCCAAUUGAGCAACGGCAGUACAAGAGACAGAGAUGGUACCUGGCUGAGAGCCAGCAUCUUCGCCAAACACGCGUUAUGAAGUCCAAAACCAUCGCGAGGCAGAACAUAAAGGGCGUUCACAUCUCAAACUACGACAUUGUCAGAGUCCUGGGCAAGGGGAGCUUUGGAGUUGUCCGACUGGUCCGCGAGAAGAGUGACAACACCGGCAGUUCCAGCGGCAGCAGCCCGGAGGCCGCGGGCCGCAACAGCGUCCCUGCUUCUCAGCUUGCUCCAAGACCUCUACCAGUGCGCAAAACUAAACAGGUCUAUGCUAUGAAAGUGAUCAGAAAGUCGGACAUGCUUCGAAAUAGCCAAGAAGGGCAUUUGCGAGCAGAAAGAGACUUCCUGGUUGCGUCCGAGAAUUCACGUUGGGUGGUUCCUCUCGUGGCCUCGUUCCAGGACAACAAUAACCUUUACCUCGUCAUGGAGUACAUGAUGGGUGGCGACUUUCUUGGUCUGCUUCUGCGAGAAGACAUACUCGACGAAAACGUGGCGAAGUAG